GGUGGCGGGUUUGGAAAAUGUGCUAGCAACAAAGGAGAAUCUUUAUAGGAGAAAAUGCAGCCCUUCUAACCUAUGCCCUAUUUGCUUUAAGCAAGUGGAGUCAAUGGAGCACAUGUUGUUUGGAUGUACUUGGGUUAGGGCAGUUUGGUUCGGGAGUAAACUUAAUUAUAAAGUAGAUUGGUGCUCCAUUUCUUCGGUAAUCCAUUGGAUAUGUGCGGUCAAGGAAACCAUCAAAAGCAAGCAAGUGCGUUUGGCUAUGGAGGAACGCAUGGUGGCUUUGUCUGUACUAGGCACCACAGAAUGGUCUUCUUCUUUUCAUCCCAAUCCCAACCUUAAGUGGAGUCCUCCUCCACCUGCAGGCAGGUACAAGAUCAAUAGUGAUGUGGUUUUUCUGAAGAGUUCCCGAGGAGCCUCUAUUGCGGCCAUUUUGUGGGACUCACAGGGCAAGAUUUUGGAUGGUUUGACCCGAUCGAUUCUUAUCUCCUCUGUUCUUCAAGGUGAAGCAAUGGCGUGCCGGUUAGCCUGUCAAUUAGCUUCCUCCCGCAAUCCCUCCAAUCUUGAAAUUUCGGGUCAUAAUAAACCAGUGAUUUCCCUAUGUGUGUCCGAAUCGAUUCCUCCUUGGGAGUGCGCUGCGGUUAUUGACGAUGUCCAGAUUUUGGCUCAGCGUGGUGAUUUCUCCUUUUUGUGCAACACCAGAACAGCAAACAAAGCAACUCAUUGGAUGGCACAAUCUCAUCUUCAGAAUCUCCUCCCGUUAGAUUGGGUGUCUAGACCGCUGCCUGGGAUUGCUGCUUAUUUGGCACAUUUGUAGUUUCUUUCUGGUUUUUUGGUCUUAUGAUUUGUUUCCUUGUAUUUUCCUUUGAUCAAAAGAUAAAAUAAAAUAAAUAAAAAAGAGAAUGCUGAGUCUUGUAGUCUUGCAAAA
This is a messenger RNA of Camellia sinensis, 922 nucleotides long. The record is from RefSeq and is a predicted model, not a curated record. Lineage: Eukaryota; Viridiplantae; Streptophyta; Magnoliopsida; Ericales; Theaceae.